AUGGCCAGGAGCGCGGUCGCCCGCAAACGGAACAUUGAAUGUAGAACCAAGGUGAAAACUGGCUGUGCAACCUGCAGGACCAGGAAGAUCAAAUGCGACGAGAACAAGCCGUUUUGCCAAAAAUGUGUCAACACCGGUCGUUCUUGUGACGGCUACGAGUCCCCUUUUAGAUUUGUUACCAACAGCGCUCAUGGUAGCGACCUCAAGUCUGACGUUACUUUACAACCUGAAAUCGCCACUGAGGAUAUCGACCUUCUCAAUCAUUGCUUUUCAACCAAAACCUUAUUCGACGUCAAGCUAGCCUGUGACGAAGAAGCUAGGCAAGUCCUACAAGCUAGCUUGACCGAUCCGCCUAUACGACACGCAGUCUUGUCUCUUAGAGCUCUUCGGGAAGAUCUGGAGACAUCCGGAGACGGUCCGGCAUCUCCCGCGCAGCUGACCCCGAGCUAUCACUAUGGCCUCCAACAAUACAGUAUGGCUUUGGGGGCUCUUGCGUCCAACUUGUCGUCUCCGAGCUCCAACGGGUUGAAGUCGGCAUUACUUUGCUGUCAGAUCUUAAUCAGCAUUGAGCAAGUGCGGAAGAAUUACGCCGCUAUGGCCCAACAUAUCGUUCAUGGACUUAGCAUCAUGCACCAGUACCGGGCAAGGCCAGGGUUUGUCACCGCGAACAAAUUGGUGCCAACACAGCAUGACCAACUACCCUCCCUGGAUAUUUUCAUCAUUAAGCUGUUUGCUGCACCGUGUAAAUUUGCGGAGCCUCUAGUAACAACCGACGUAAGCGGGACCAUGUUGCCUGCGUGUUUGGUUUCGAGCCAUCAACAGCCGCGAGAUCUUCGCACGAUUGCACCCGACAUGCGGACAGAGCUUACAAGGAUCGCCGCGUCGACACUUGAAUUCCUCGAAAAAGUUUCGCAAGUCAAAUCCGUAGGAGUCGCUCUUCAACUAUUAUCCGAGAAAGCAGCUCUACUAAACUCCUUAGAAUCGUGGUUCAUUAAUCUUGAACUAGUUCAGACAAAGAUCGGAUAUCCUAGCACUGAGCCCAUUUCAGUGUCUUUCUUGCGCUUCUUCCAUCUAAUAUUGAAAAUCGUCCUCUUAGGGGCACUAGACUCGUCACCAGAUCUUUACACCGAGCUGCGGACUGAACACGACAGAUUGCAAAGCGUAGCCAACAACGUGGGCGAAAGAGUCAAGACAUAUAUAACGUGCAGUGGCACUAGUAGUGGUCAAGGGAAGCGCUCUACAGUCCGCUGA
This is a messenger RNA of Talaromyces rugulosus, 1251 nucleotides long. RefSeq lists its product as uncharacterized. NCBI's taxonomy places the organism in Eukaryota, Fungi, Ascomycota, Eurotiomycetes, Eurotiales, Trichocomaceae. Gene Ontology annotation, molecular function: zinc ion binding; DNA-binding transcription factor activity, RNA polymerase II-specific. Bases 1 to 1251 code for a protein of 416 amino acids. The record is from RefSeq and is a predicted model, not a curated record. Gene Ontology annotation, biological process: regulation of DNA-templated transcription. The transcript has 2 exons.